AUGGCUGCACUGGCUGUGCUAGAGGCCAAUCUCACGUCGCUCGCUUUCAACUCGCCAGUCGCCGGACUCAAUGGUUCGGAUCCGGUGAGAUACGAUGCCGGCCAGCUGGUCAACGUCAGCUGGACGACGCCGUAUGAGUAUACCACAUUGGAGCUGUGGCAGGGGCCAAAUGAGGAAGGGUCUUUCGCUUUGGAUGUCCUUGCCGCGAACUUCACGCAGAAUGUGACGUCCUUUAUGUGGAAUGCGACAGCGUCCGAAGGAGAUGAGUCCAUGCAGAGGUCGUUCUUGCGGUUGCAGAAGGGCGAUUUGCCAAAUACCUGUGACAGGUGCACGGCGGAUAGUGCAAUCUUCCGAGUCUCAGAUCCAACUGCGCGAACUUCAUGCUCCUCAUCCUCGGCUACGCCAUCGACCGUCGCGCCAACACCAGCAGCGGCGGUGGCAACAAGUUCUGUUCCAUCCAGCUAUUCACAUUCAGGAAUUUCCGAGAGAGCGCGACUCGGUAUAGGCCUUGGCGUUGGUCUUGGUGUUGGAGCUCUCAUGAUAAUACUCGGCAUCCUUCUGUUCGGUCUCAACCGUCGCAAGAAGAGACGGCAGGCCCACCAGCAUACGUAUGGCCAACCAGACGCAGUCCGAAACAGUCUUGCAAGCGCAGGCGCCGAUUCUUGGAUGUCGAAGCACAGCAGCAAGAUGUCCUACCACUCUCGCUUCGAAUUCGAGACACCAGACGGUUCGGUCAAGGAGGGCAGCGAGGCACUAUGGCCGCGUACAGAGAAGCCGAGUUGGCUGCAACGGGCGCCUUCGAAACCAAAGAACCCUUUCUUCAGAUCAUAG
This is a messenger RNA of Zasmidium cellare ATCC 36951, 831 nucleotides long. RefSeq lists its product as uncharacterized. The transcript is spliced from 2 exons. The record is from RefSeq and is a predicted model, not a curated record. NCBI's taxonomy places the organism in Eukaryota, Fungi, Ascomycota, Dothideomycetes, Mycosphaerellales, Mycosphaerellaceae. The coding region runs from base 1 to 831 and encodes 276 amino acids.